AUGCUUAAAUCUGGGGGAGAUGAAGAAGUUGAGAAGCAAUCCAUGUGCACUGCUGCAAUUCAUGUGUCAGAAGAUAAUCAAAGUGGUUGUGAUGCAACAGAAAUUUGUAGCAUAUCUCCAUCAGGUGCAAUUGAUGAUUCAUCAAGUGACAAAAUGCAACAGAUUGAAGCCCUUGAUGCUGUUACCUCAAGUGCUGAUGGAAGCGAGCCCAUUUAUGAAGGAGAAGAAUGCAUAUUGGAAUGGGGAACAACGAUUUGUGAAGAUCGAGAACCAAUUUAUGAAGGUGAGGUGGUUCUUGCAGAACAAGUGGACAGAAGUACAGGAGAUGCCUCAGAUACAAGUUCCAAGGAUGAAAUUACUCCAACGCAGGGAAAACUGAUCAGUAAUUUUCUGACGGGCAAUGCCAGUCAGUUGACCGUAUAUGGCCUAUGUUGCUUGCAAGAUGGUCUAAAAGAACGCGAACUUUGUGUCUUUUUCCGCAAUAAUCACCUCAACACCAUGUUUAAGCUCAAUGGUGAAUUGUAUAUUUUGGCUACAGACCAAGGCUACAUAAGCCAACCGGACCUGGUUUGGGAGAAGCUGAAUGAGGUGAAUGGCGAUACGGUGUUUAUGACUGGUAACUUUAAGGAAUUUAAGGUGGAAGAUCACACCAACAGCACAUGGGAUGAGCAAAAUGCAGUGGCAAGUACUGCUGACUAUCUUGCCAGCAUUGACAGUUCAGAGAAUGCAGAUUCAAGUUUCAAUUCUGACCUGCAAUUGGCAAUAGCUCUUCAGCAACAGGAGUUUGAACAACAGCCACAGCAUAGUGUGCAGCAACCAACUGUUAGCAGUUCAAGACUGGUUACUGGACCCCAGGUUGUGUGGCAUCCAACUUCUGGGGAAUAUAUCUGGCAUUUGAGAUUGCAAAUGUUUGAGUAG
Molecule: messenger RNA, 918 nt
Organism: Thlaspi arvense
Lineage: Eukaryota; Viridiplantae; Streptophyta; Magnoliopsida; Brassicales; Brassicaceae
Source: the annotation of a GenBank genome assembly